Rhipicephalus sanguineus (brown dog tick) is the source of this 564-nucleotide messenger RNA. Its product is annotated as protein krueppel-like. NCBI's taxonomy places the organism in Eukaryota, Metazoa, Arthropoda, Arachnida, Ixodida, Ixodidae. Gene Ontology annotation, cellular component: nucleus. The transcript has 2 exons. The record is from RefSeq and is a predicted model, not a curated record. Bases 1 to 564 code for a protein of 187 amino acids.
AUGAAGACAAAGCUCAUAUCCAACACGCUACCUGAAUCUGUGGGAAGUGGAGACUGUUGGAAAGGCAGUGAUGCUAUUCUGUUGGGUGUGUAUCGAGGUGGCAGCCGAUCCUCUAGCCGAGCAGCAGUUCCACAGAAUGUGCGGCGAUUUCACUGUAGUUUCUGCAACUACUCGACCAUUUACAAGCAGACACUGCAGCGUCACCACCGCACACAUACGGGCGAGCGGCCAUUUGAGUGCGAGUUCUGCCUCAAGACGUUUGCCCAGAAGUGCAACAUGAAAGCGCACCAGCGUCUGCACACGGGUGCCUGUCCCUACCGGUGCCAGUUCUGCCAACUGGGAUUCAGUCGACGCGAGCUCCUCACCGAGCACCUGCAGCAGGAGCACGAAAUGCAGCUGGCCUUUAAGUGCGGCUACUGCUCCAGUGGCUUCCUCACUCGUCACGAGCUUUGGCGACAUCUGCGCUCCUGUUCCCCCUGGGGGGCACCAACGCCAGAUGCCAUUGUGGCGUCUGUUGUAGCAUCUGUGCCUGUGACAACACAGCCACCCUCGUCACCAACCUGA